AUGGACAAAUCGCCACAGGCGCAAGAAAGUAGCUGGCUCUUCGCUGUCGAUGCUCCCGUCGCGGUCCGUGGCCUACAACCUGUUUUCAGGCCUGGCACUUGUGACGCACUGUCGAUGCCCGUUGUUUUGCUCUCGGACCGAAAGACAGGGAGCGUGAGAACGUUUGACUGCAAGCUGCAGCAUCCCUGUAGUGAAGCGUUACCAACCCCUCAGGAAAUUGCAUCACCAGCUUUUUCGUCGGCCGCGCUCCAACAGGCUUCUGCGAUCAAUAUGGCUCUCUCCCUAUGUGUGGUAGAAAAUAACGUGGUUUGGGUGGGCUGGUCAUCGGGGCAUAUUGCGGUGUAUCGCAUGCGCCUUGAAGAGGCUUCAGCGACAUCGUCGAGUGCACCCACGCCAAGAGUAAGUGGGGCAAAGGCUUCUGAGACGCGUUGGGAAGUGGUGACAUUUCUGCACGAGCACCGUGCUGCGGUGCACCUGCUUGCCACAGGACCCUCUCCAUGGGUCUUCAGUGCUAGCCAUGAUCUGCGGCUGAUUCAGUGGCAUGCGAAGACCCUGGAGCCUAUGCGAGACCUGACGAGGGCUUGCCGUGCACAGGAUCACUACGGGCUGUCGCCCAUACGAAUGGUCUGUACGGCAAUGGGUUGCUCCUGCACGACUAGUCUCUCGCAGCCGCAGGGUCAUUUUAUGCUUUUCUUCUCAACCAAGCAGAGGGCGCUGUACGGUCUCUCGCUAGGCGGCCCAUCGAGGUCAAAUAAGAUGCUCUCAGACCAUGAUCUGCCGGUGCAGCGCAUUGCAUCGACGCGCCCUGCGGUGACAAGUGCCGCCGUGCUUGUUGGGGACGGCGAUGACGAUGCGGCGGUGGUGAUGUGUUUGGGCGACGAUGAGGGAAGCAUCUCCUUCACUCCCCUUACGGUGCUCUACGACGCGCGUUCCGGGACGGUGCCCGCGCCAUCGGCGUCAUCGUCGUCGAGCUCGUUGGGGUCUCCUGCGGCAACCCUCACAGACGCGGAGUACUUGCGGGCGGUGGCGGAUGCCGCCCUUACGGCGGACACGCUGCACGUGAAUAGAGGCCGGGUCACCGCACUCUCAGUGCUUUCGGCGCAGGCGGAUCGAGCGACCGGCCAUGUCAGCUACUGCCUUGCGGCUGCAUCGGCAAGGAAUGUGAUGACGCUGCUCGAGGUGGGCGUCUCCCCCGUCGUUUCGGGCGGUCACGUGACUGGAUGCACGCCGCUGAGCGCUCUCCAGACGGCGAGUCCCGUCACAAGCCUUGUGCCGCUAUUGCCGCCGGUGCGUCAGCGCGCUGUUGCCGUCGCCCUUGCUGCCUUCGCCGACGGCUCGGUGGCGGCUCUGUUUCACUUCCUCAAUCCGGCAAUGGAGCAUGGGGCCAACCCUCACGCGGUGGCGGCGGCUACGACGUUGGAGUCACCACCGCUUCGUUCCGCAGGGAGAGCGGCGCGGCAGGAACCGCAAAGUGGGCCGCCCCUUGAAGCACUGGAGGUACGUCUUCGCGUCGCGUUGGAUGUCGUCUCGGAAACAACAGUUGUCGUUGAAGAGGCAAAUCGGGCACUAGAAGAGCAGCGCCAGGAGCUGCGACGCCUCCGCACCGCGAAAGACACGCUUGCGGAUCAAGUCACACAGCUUUUGGAGGCGCUGAACCAAAAGAGCGCGGAGUUGGUGGAGCUCAAGCUGCGAAGUCUCCGUGCGCAGGGGGAAGAUGUGGCCGUGGUGGGAAGAGGCGGCAACAUACUGCAGAUGUGGCAGCGCCGCCAUGGCAAUGAUGCGGAGCCGCGAGACAUUUCUCAUACGCAAACGGGGGCGGAAGAGGAAAAGCGAGACGGACACCCAGGGACGGAGCGGGACUGCGUUGAAGCUGUAUUGCGCGAUGCUGAGGCCCGCUUUGAAUCCAAACUGGACACUUUGCGGCGUGAGAAUUCUUUUCUUAGUAAAAGCCUUGGGCACCUCAAAAGGGAGACGCAUGCGACACAGACACAAGGCACAGACCAGAGUGUCCACACGGACGGUGAUGUGCUGCGAGACGAUGCGGUGUGCCAUGCAAGCGGGGGUGAGUCGCCGUUGCGUCGAUUGUUGGAGCAGGCAUUGAGUGCGGUGGGCGCCUAG
Messenger RNA from Trypanosoma conorhini, 2118 nucleotides. RefSeq lists its product as uncharacterized. The record is from RefSeq and is a predicted model, not a curated record. Bases 1 to 2118 code for a protein of 705 amino acids. Gene Ontology annotation, molecular function: protein binding. Lineage: Eukaryota; Euglenozoa; Kinetoplastea; Trypanosomatida; Trypanosomatidae. The transcript has a single exon.